Pygoscelis adeliae (Adelie penguin) is the source of this 859-nucleotide messenger RNA. RefSeq names its product Nedd4 family interacting protein 1 (gene NDFIP1). The transcript is spliced from 8 exons. Gene Ontology annotation, cellular component: perinuclear region of cytoplasm; Golgi apparatus; endoplasmic reticulum. Lineage: Eukaryota; Metazoa; Chordata; Aves; Sphenisciformes; Spheniscidae. Gene Ontology annotation, molecular function: WW domain binding. The record is from RefSeq and is a predicted model, not a curated record. Gene Ontology annotation, biological process: ubiquitin-dependent protein catabolic process; positive regulation of protein ubiquitination; vacuolar transport. The coding region runs from base 1 to 714 and encodes 237 amino acids.
AUGGAGUCUCUUGUUGGAUAUCUCCUGAUAUUUCCUCGACUAAAACAUGCAACUGCAGCUCCUAAGCAGUGUGAGCUGAGGAAUCUGAGGAAGUGCCAGGGAAAUGGAAAGCUGCAGAAUGAAGAGGAGCCAGGCGAGACUGCACCAGUGGUGAAUGAUGCCCCUCCGCCUUACAGCAGCAUUUCUGCGGAGAAUACAGCUUAUUUUGACUACAAGGAUGAGUCAGGAUUUCCUAAGCCUCCAUCUUACAACGUGGCCACAACACUGCCUAGUUAUGAUGAGGCAGAGAGAACCAAGGCUGAAGCCACAAUUCCCUUGGUUCCUGGAAGAGAUGACGACUUUGUGACACGGGAUGACUUUGACGACACCGACCAGCUGAGGAUAGGAAAUGAUGGCAUUUUCAUGCUCACUUUUUUCAUGGCAUUCCUCUUCAACUGGAUUGGAUUUUUCCUGUCUUUCUGUCUGACUACUUCAGCUGCAGGACGAUAUGGAGCCAUUUCUGGGUUUGGUCUGUCUCUUAUUAAGUGGAUCCUUAUUGUCAGGUUCUCCACCUAUUUUCCUGGUUACUUCGAUGGCCAGUAUUGGCUUUGGUGGGUCUUCCUUGUACUAGGUUUUCUGCUGUUUCUCAGAGGAUUUAUUAAUUAUGCAAAGGUUAGGAAGAUGCCAGAUACUUUUUCCACUCUCCCCAGAACCAGAGUUCUCUUUAUUUACUAAAGAUGUUUUCUGGCAAAUGUCUUCCUGCAUUAGUGAAUUCUCCCUCAAGAACAAACAGGGCACCUGCAGGAAGUGAAUCAAGACUCUGGAGCAGAAGAAAAAAUAAUCACCUGCUUUAAAAUAAAUAAAAGUACUGUUGGAAAAA